AUGAAUGGAAUUUGUCUGAUUGUACCGAAGGCAAAAAAAUAUCAAAUACUGCAUCAUCUUUUGAAACCGCUCCAGCCGACAUCCUGGAUAUUGCUGCUUCUUGCUUUUGUCAUCGGAUCGUUGCUCGCCAAACGAUACUUCAAAAACGAUUUAGUGUCAUCCAUCAUCUUUGGCGUAGAUUUGAAUUCAUCUAAUAUAUCGAAAAUAGAAAGGAUUGUCCUGUUCAGCAGUGUGUUUGGGUUCUUCGUCCUUUCCGUGGCGUACCAGGCCAAGUUACUUGCGUUCAUGAGCUCGUUUCGUUAUCGAACAGACCCGAAAACCGUGGAUGAGUUUCUUCAAACAGAUAUCAUGUUACAGUCUAGUGAUGUAACAGGUGUAGUCGUUUUGAAUAAACCCAAGUUCAAAGGACGUUUCCUCAAAUGGACUGAACCUUCUGACGAGGAAAAUCAUGACUACGGAGUAUUGAAGCAGUGUAACUACGCCUGGGAUCACAUGGUGCAUUUGAGACGCGAACAGUACAAACGUUACGGAUACAACGAUCGACUAGAAGUUCAUAUCGUUGGCGAGAAGAUCCUUUCAUUGACGGCAGCAUAA
Anopheles nili is the source of this 594-nucleotide messenger RNA. RefSeq lists its product as uncharacterized. The transcript is spliced from 2 exons. The record is from RefSeq and is a predicted model, not a curated record. NCBI's taxonomy places the organism in Eukaryota, Metazoa, Arthropoda, Insecta, Diptera, Culicidae. The coding region runs from base 1 to 594 and encodes 197 amino acids.